Messenger RNA from Hippopotamus amphibius kiboko, 1944 nucleotides. RefSeq lists its product as uncharacterized. NCBI's taxonomy places the organism in Eukaryota, Metazoa, Chordata, Mammalia, Artiodactyla, Hippopotamidae. The record is from RefSeq and is a predicted model, not a curated record. The transcript has 3 exons. Bases 1 to 837 code for a protein of 278 amino acids.
AUGGGACCCGAGUUCGCCAAAGCGCCGAGAUCCCGGCUGCGCCCCCGCCAGCCCCGCCUGGCGCCGCACCACGUGGGGCCGGCGCGCCCGGCAGCCGAGGACCGGAGCCCGGACUGUGCAUCACGCCGCGGGCCCCCCUUCCAGGAGGGGCGGGAAGGAAAAGGCGGCAGAGACGGAGAGUGGUGGGCGCUCCGGGGCGCCCAGUGCCUGCCGGUGUUCUCCGCUGCGCUCCCUCUGCUGGCGCGUAGCGGCUCCAGUGCGUCCCGGCCCGGGUCCCAUCACCCAGUCUCGGCCGCCCGCUGCGCAAGGAGGCGGGUCCUCAAGAGCCUCCCCCAGCCUGUGUUGAGCCCCGACGUCUUGCCCACAGCCCAGAGGCGCCGGGGUCAACUGCUGCCAGCCUGCGGCCCAGGGCGGGGGGUCGGCCGCCAGCCCGCAGGGCCGGCGCGACGUGCAGGAGCCUCCGGCGCGCCAGUCUGCACGCCGCGCACGUCCAGGGCUCUACAACCAGAGAAUGUAACUGCACUGGCAUUAUUUGCUUUCCACUCUGCCCAGCAAUCAUGGCUCACUAGCUGGCAGGGCCACACAGGGCCACAUCUCCUUCUGGGGUGCAGGCGUACAAGUGUUCCUGUCCCUCCUGUGCAGGGACAGGAGACGGGUGAGCCAAGCAGAACAGCCGUCUGUGAGUCACAUCUCCAGAACAACCAGCAAAUGGCCAGCACCUGCUCGCCCACCCCCUCCCGCACCUGCCAACCUCACCAGGGGGGUUUGGCCGCUGGACAGUCAGGGUGGGGCCAGCCCAAACUGACCACCCCUCCAGAAGAAAGUGACAGAUGUUAGUGCCAGCAGGUCCUGCCCUCCCAUCGACAGAUGUCAAGACAUGAAAAAUUGGGGUAAAUGAAGAGUGCACGAUUAGAUUCGGGCCCAAGCUGGGUUCUUGUGGGUGCCAGAGACAGCUGCGAAGGCACGUCAGGGACAAUCGCCCUGAUGCGGUGGGGACUGCCAGGCCCGGGUGCCUGGGGACAGCUGGACGAGGUGCCGACACAGGGCUCCUUCCUCCAAAGCCGGCCUGCAUCUACUGGGCGCACCGCCAACCGCGAGCUUGAGCGCCUGGGCUCUGGGGCCGCGCUGGGGGAGAUGCAGGCGGGCCCACCUAGGGGUUCCCGGGACACCAGCCUGUCUUGGGCUAAUGGCUCCUCUCAGGGGAGCCCCCUUGCUCCCCUCCCCUCCCCUUCUCGGCCCUUUCUGGCUCUUUCCAGGUGGGGCUCAGCUCCAGGUCUCUUGAAACUAGCACUGAGGGCAGUCAGGCCUCCCCUCAGCACCUCUGGCCUCUCCUGUAUCUUCUUAUCUUGUUUUCAUAUAGAUUUUUGCUUGAAAAUAUAGGUUCAGGAGACUGCCACAGGCCCCUGGUGUUGGUGAACGCCCCUGGCUGCUUUGUAGUGGCCACAGCAUGUGGGCGCGAGCAGAGGGUGUGGGGGGAGGAAAGCAUCUCAGUGCCCCCACCUGGCACCAGGCCCUGACCUGCAGCUCAGUGUUUGCAGAAAAUGUUUGUUUGGUUUUUUGAGGGGGGCACCUUCGUGAGGCACAAGAUGUACCCAUAUCUAAAUAUUACUUUAAAACUGCUAACUGCUCCCUAAUAUAGAUGAAGGUGCAAGUUUAGUAUAAAUGACAUGACCUAUUCCGACAGGUGAAAGCAAUGCCUUUUCAGGUGAUUCUGAAACAAGGACCAGGGCAGAUUUUUUUUUUUUAAUUUUAGUGAAAUUCACAUAGCAUAAAAUUAAGUAUUGUUAGGUGUACAAUUCAGUAGCAUUUAGUACAUUCACCAUGUUGUACCAGCAUCACCACUAUCUAGUUCUACAAUAUCUUCACCCUACAAAGAAACCCUGUCCCUGUUAGCAGUCACUCCUCGUCCCCCUCCCCCAGCCCCUGGGAACCACGGAUCUAAUU